Molecule: messenger RNA, 3592 nt
Organism: Ooceraea biroi (clonal raider ant)
Lineage: Eukaryota; Metazoa; Arthropoda; Insecta; Hymenoptera; Formicidae
Gene: Ide
Product: Insulin degrading metalloproteinase
Biological process (GO): peptide catabolic process
Cellular component (GO): mitochondrion; cytosol
Molecular function (GO): metalloendopeptidase activity; metal ion binding
Source: RefSeq, a predicted model, not a curated record
GCACGCGAUUCCACUUGUCAUUCUGCACGCUUGCCUGCACCAAUCCACAGUUUCCGCACGUACCUGGUACCUGACACGAGUGACAUCGCGGAUUGUCGUUUGGAGCGCAUAUCGAUUAUCGUAUCAUACGGCUAGAGUUGCGUAAAUUCAGCGUUGAAGCAAGUUCGGGGAACGCUUUGACGAUAAUAAUCGAGAUAACACGAGAUAUUCCGCGUUUGUUUCAUUUUAUGGUUACUCGCGUUCUGCUAGAGCGUGCAUCUAACCUCAACGCGUAUCUAACCUGUGAUGAUUUGCUCUUUUUGAGACAGUGAUUUGCUGUUUUCUUUUUUCUUUGAUAAAAUAAGUUUAUGAGGCAACAUAUUGCCUGGUUAUCCAUUACGAAGAAAAGGCGCGAGAAAGAAAAAAAUUAAUAUUUAAUUGCAUUCCCGCAAAGCAACGUUUGCAGGAGUCACUGGUGCGUGUGAAAUUUUUUGGACAGUAACAGUGUAAAAGGAUAAAUUCGAUUGAUUGUAUUCCGUGCGCUAUUUCAUCGUUGACAGUUCACACAAUGACGUCGCUUUAUCAAAAUGACAAGGUUUCGCUCGCGGAGAGUUGUAGCUGCAAGUAAGAGAAUAAAACUGCGGAAUUCAAGGCUGCAAUGACCAAUACAGCAAAUCACGAACAUGUAGUGGAACGAUUCAAUGACAUAAUAAAAUCGCAAAAUGAUGAUAGAUCAUAUAGAGGUUUAGUACUUGCCAAUAAAAUGAAAGUGCUUUUGAUAAGCGAUCCAACAACUGACAAGAGCGCUGUUGCGUUGGACAUUAAUAUUGGCUAUAUGUCCGAUCCAGAUGAUUUGCCUGGGCUGGUGCACUUUUGCGAACAUAUGUUGUUCAUGGGGACGGAGAAGUAUCCUAAGGAGAAUGAUUACAACAUGUAUUUAUCGCAAAACGGGGGCAUGAGCAAUGCGUCGACGCAUUUGGAUCAUACUACUUAUUACUUCGAUAUAACACCAGAAAAAUUGAAAGGAGGCCUAGACCGCUUUGCGCAGUUCUUUCUGAAGCCCCUUUUCACAGAGACUUUAACCGAAUUAGAAUUGAACGCCAUAAAUUCGGAACACGAGAAGAACUUAGCGAACGACAGCUGGCGACUAGAUCAGUUGGAUAAAUCGUCCGCAAGCCCCGAUCAUCCAUUUUCGAAAUUCGGCACUGGUAACAGGGAAACGUUAGACACAAUACCAAAGCAAGCGGGCAUCAACGUUAGGGAUAAACUACUCGAGUUUCAUGAAAAGAAUUACUCCGCAAAUAUUAUGUCAUUAUGCGUCCUUGGUAAAGAUACCUUGGACGAGCUUGAAGACAUGGUGGUAAAUCUAUUUUGCGACGUACGAAAUAAGGAAGUCGAAACUUCAAUGUGGCCUGAACAUCCGUUCAAGGACGAGCAGUUUCGUAUCAAGUGGUAUAUUGUCCCAAUAAAGGACGUGAGGAACUUGGACAUUACAUUUCCCUUGCCAUAUAUGCAGCAAUAUUAUCGAGCUUCGCCUGCGUAUUAUAUUUCCCAUUUGCUUGGACACGAAGGGAAAGGAUCAUUAUUGUCAGCUUUGAAGGCCAGGGGAUGGUGUAACUCUUUAGCGGCUGGAAAACGGAGUGGCGCCAGAGGCUUCAGUUUUUUCAGCGUUGUUGUUGAUCUAACUGAGGAGGGUAUUGAGCAUGUCGAUGAUAUUAUUACGCUGACAUUUCAGUAUAUUUAUAUGCUGAAGAAGGAAGGCCCGGUCGAACGGAUUUACAAUGAAUACAAGGACAUAGCGAAUAUGAACUUCCGUUUCAAGGAAAAAUCUUUGCCACGUAAUUACGUGAUCUCUAUGGUCCUGGCGUCGCAGGAUUUUCCUAUGAACGAAGUUUUAACCGCGGAACGUAUUUUCACCGAGUGGCGACCGGACUUGAUCGAUCAGAUACUGGAAUACUUCACGCCGCAAAAUAUCAGGGUCCACGUGGUUGCGAAAGCGUAUAAAAAUAUAGCGGACGAGACCGAGAAGUGGUACGGCACUAAAUACAAGAAAGAAACGAUACCGGCGGAGAUCAUCAAUAAAUGGAGCAACGUCAGCGAAAACUCUGACUUGCAGUUGCCUGCCAGUAAUGAAUUCAUAGCGGACAAGUUCGACAUCAAAUCGCACGAAGCUAACGUCGACAAAUUUCCAACGAUUAUAGAGGAUACUCCAUUUGUAAGAUUGUGGUUCAAAAAGGACGACGAGUUUCUCGUGCCCAGGGCAAAGAUGAUCUUUGAUUUUGUCAGCCCUUUCGCUUAUAUGGAUCCCCUUAGUUGCAAUUUAAGUAACAUGUUUGUUCACCUAUUGCGUGAUUCGCUCAAUGAAUACUCAUAUGCUGCCGAUCUAGCUGGUUUACGAUGGGAACUUGGUAACAACAAAUAUGGAAUCACACUUGCUAUAGCUGGCUACGACGACAAGCAACGCGUGUUGGUAGAGAAAAUUAUGGACCGCAUGGUAAACUUUAAUAUUGAUCCGAAGAGAUUCGAAAUAUUAAAGGAAAACUAUAUUAGGAGCUUGAAAAAUUUCGCGGCUGAACAGCCGUAUCAACAUGCCGUCUACUAUCUUGCGGUCCUAUUAGCAGAACAGGUUUGGACCAAGGACGAACUAUUGGAAGCAACUGCUCAUCUGACUGUUGAUAAAGUCCAACAGUUUACGUUGCAACUUCUCAGCAAGGUGCACGUGGAGUGCCUGAUACACGGUAACAUGACUGUAUCGGAAGCCGUAGAUAUAGUUAAACUAGUUGAAUCCAAAUUGCGUGCAGUGCCUCACAUAAUGCCGUUGUUGCAAAGACAAUUAACACUGCAGCGUGAAAUUAAUUUGGAGGAUGGCUGCCAUUUCCUGUUUGAGACAGAGAAUAAAUUGCACAAAAGUUCAUGUACGGAGGUGUAUUACCAAACUGGUUUACAAGCGACGGAAUCGAACAUGCAUUUAGAGCUCCUGGCACAAAUCAUUUCGGAACCUUGUUUCAACAUUUUGCGAACGAAGGAGCAAUUAGGCUAUAUAGUAUUAAGCGAUGUACGCAGGUCGAACGGAGCUCAAGGCAUGCGAAUCAUAGUUCAAAGCAACAAACAUCCGCAGUACGUUGAGAAACGUAUCGACUCAUUUAUGGAUUCCAUGUUGGAUCACAUAACCACUAUGUCGGAAAAUCAAUUUAAAAAACAUAAGAAAGCUUUAGCUACAUUACGUCUUGAGAAGCCAAAAAUGUUGACUUCUCUAUCCACUAUAUUCUGGGAAGAGAUCUCAACCCAGCAAUAUAAUUUCGACCGAGCGAACGUCGAGGUAGCAUAUUUGAGAACUAUAACGCGGCCGCAAUUGUUGAACUUUUUCAAGGAAAUUGUACAUAGUAAGAUUCGACAUAAAUUGUCGGUGCAUGUGAUAUCCACGGCAACAAAUGGCACGGAGGAUGAACUCGGAUUGAAUAACGAAGCUGAAGAGAUCCUUGAUACGGCAGCUAGUGAAAAAAUUAAGAAAAUCGACGACAUCAUGUCGUUUAAAAUUAGUCAAUCUUUAUAUCCUUUAUUAAAACCAUUUAACGAAUUUCCCAGGAAGGGCAUACGCUCUUCAAAAUUAUAA